GCGUGGGUGAGUGACUGAACACUGACAUGAACUCUGGGAAUGAAGCACAGCAGUCUGGAGCUUUAUCCCAUCCCAGAGCGCAUACACUUCUGUUGCUGAUCCCGGCAGGACAAUACAACAAACAGCACUGAAGCUGCGAUUACCGAGCCCUCUUUUAACGUUUACAACAAUGAGGGUGAUUUUUUCAGCUAGUUGGAUAUUUCAAGGAUGGAUCACACACUUUGUUCUUGCCCUGUGCACUCAGACAGGACAGGCCAUAAUCUGCCAACAAAACGAGUAUGUGCACAGCGGGAGAUGCUGCGAAAAAUGCAAACCAGGAGCAUACGUACUCGAACAUUGCAAUGGCAGUUCGAAAACAAGAUGUCUUGAUUGUGGUUUUGAUAAGUAUCAGCCGGAUUGGAACAACAAAAUGAAUUGUAUUCCUCAGAAGUACUGUGAUGAGGGUAAAGGUUUUAACCGCACACGUCCUCAAAACCCCACAGCACCUGAACCGUGUCGCUGUAAACAGGGCUUCCAUUGCUCUCUGAUCAACUGCGAAUACUGUGAGGCCAUUGAGGAAUGUCCUGCGGGGAAAGGAGUCGUGAUGGGUGCAAAUGGCAGAGCUUCCUGUGUGUCCUGUCCAGCGGGAACAUUCUCAGACUCUCUAUCAAAGGAAUCCUGCAAGAAGUGGACAGAUUGUAAAGCUAUCGGCAAGACUGAGAAGCAGUUUGGAAGCACAACGACAGAUGCAGUGUGUGGACUCAAUUCUUCUGGUAUGACGCCCUGGGUUGUGGUGGCCAUCCUCUCGGUCAUCAUCGUGGUUUCACUGGUCGUCCUCUGCUUGUUUUGCUGCAAGGAUAAGCUGAACUUCCUAUCAGUAAAUCUACGCACGUGCGUCCAAAACCUGAAAGGAACUAGAAAUCAACAGGAAACUCUGACGAACUCAUACCACUGCAGCCACACUCCCCAAACUCUUCCUUUAAUUUGCCAAGAACUGACCCCUCCGGAAUUCCUCAUCAACUGUCCCAGCACCCACAUAUCCAUCUCUGAUGAACUGCUGCCUUACACUAACCAAGACCAGGAUCAGGAUUGUGCUGAAACCUCAUCAGGCGGCUCUAGCGAGGACUCCGGAUGCGGGCCGUCAUCACCCCUGUCAGGAAGCUCCUGCAGUUGUGCUCUGAAGGAGCCUGUGGAGGUGGGAGAAAACGAAGACUGCAGUCAGCUUGUGGCCACAGGUUUAGCCACAUGCUGCUCCUGCAGGACUGGAGAUGAAACUGCAGAACACGAGCAGGUUAUCAUCCUGAAAGAGCCUCUGCUGUGCGACGGCUUGCCUGCAUGCGAUUAUGUUCAUCUCCAUCGCUCUCAGGAGCUUUAUCUGGACUACAGCAGUCCUGCUGGAAAAGACGCCAUGUCUGAGAUGAGAGAUGAUCGAUGUCUAAUUGAAGGGUCGUACAGACAAAAUGAACCACGCUGCUGCAGUAUAGACUCCACUACCAUCCCACCGCUGUCGUCGGUCAGCGAUAACGAUCAGGGCCUUUCGUUGAUCCACAGCGAUGAGCACAAACUGUCCGAGCUGGACACAGAUGAGGACUACCAGAACCAGUGCUCUGAUUCUGCUCUCACAUCUGGUCAGGUGACGGGAAACAACAACACUACCUUUAUCUCCAGUGGGCAGGUGAUGAACUUCAGCGGCGAGGUGAUCGUGGUUUACGUCAGCCAGACAUCGCUGGGCAGCAGCGGAGGAACAGACGAACCCUUCAGCUGCCCCGUCCAGGAGGAAUCCACCGAGGACAGCCUUCAAAACCAACCCAAAUCCAACAGUAGCACAGCACCGCAGGCCAAAAGCCGAAACGCACGGCUGGAGAAACAACUGCCUGUGCAGGAGAUGACCAGCGACUUGUCCUGGCAGAAAUAAACAACUUUAAAUAUUCCAUACUAAAGCGGAAUUAAUGAUGUUUAUUGAUUGGUAAUUGGCGUCUGACAGCCCUUAUAGCAACUAGAGUGCUAUUUCAUGAAAAAAUGCUAUGCAUUUGUUGACCUAUGUAUUUAUAUGGUAUAAAUUAGGUACUUCUCGACUGGUGUGGAUGCUAAUGAGCUGAUGACAGGAAAAGUCAAGGACGUUGAACCUCUGAAUGUCUCAUUUUCAUACAAUCUCUGUGUUGAGGAGCCAAAUGAAAAGUGGCUUGGUGCGAUGAGAAGCCAAACUCAGGCCAAAGAUGAUGAAGACACGGCCAGAGAAAACACAAACGCAGCCAUCACAACAAAAGCAUGGUGCUUAUUGUUGUCUUUUUCUUUUCAUUUUCUCUGAAACUAAUCACUCGCACUGUACCUCAUGGAGAGAAGCGUUUUAGGAUGAUUGUUGUAUUUGAGACUGAAGGCCUGUUCACAACAAGAAUGAUAACUAUUAAUAACUACAUUUGGGAACACAAUGAACCAUAAUAUUCUGUUAAUUAAAAGAGCAAGCUUCAGCUGCUGUUUAAAUGCUCAAGGUUUUUUAAUGUGAAUGCCUAUUUCUGCCUAUAUUUGUGAGAUAUUAAAGUCGCAAUUAGAAGUAUUGCAAUAAGCAAACUCUCACUAUUGUGACUUUUCCCAUAUAUAAACACUAUUGUGUGAAAUCUGUUUGCUACUUUUGAAAUCGUAAUCUUUCUGUCUCAAUUUUUACACAGAGUUUACAGUUAAGAAUUGCUAUGCAAACAAAUAUGAAAUUUAAAAAGUCAUGAUUAGAGUUUUUUUUUUAUCCUUUGGGAUUCCAUGCAUUUAGGGUGGAUUUUGACUGGUUGUGGAAGUUUUUACAGUUCCAAAAUAUUCCAAAACAUGUUUAUCAUGUGGUGUCAAUGUUGCUUUCUUUUAAGAUGUUAUGAAACUAUUAUCCUUGGUGUGGACGGGACUAUUAUCCUUGGAUGAAGGGACAGUUUGCCCAAAUAUCUGAAUUUACUCACCCCUCAGGUGGUUUUAAACCUUCAAGACUUUUAACCGAAAAUAGAUAUUUGAAACAAUGUUGAAAACUCAUAACCUCUGACAUAUUGCUGAAAAAAUAUGGAAGUCAAUGGCUAAUGUUUUGAUCAUUCUACAAAAUGAUUUGGUACAACUGGAGAGCAAGUAAAUGAUGACAGAAUAAAGCAACAAGCCCCAAGAACUUUACAGUGAAUUUAUAACAGCUCGAGGAGCUCGCUGUAAACCAUAGCUUUACUGGGUUUAUUGCUUUUAUAAAAUGGUUAUUUAACAUACUGUAUAGUACAGUUUACAAAAUAAAACAGCAAAAAAGAUUCUAAUGGAGUAAUGGUGGCCAAGAACCAUUUUACAACAGCUCAACCAAUCAAAAUAGUUUUAUAGACCGUUUUGAUGGAUGUAAACAAUAACAAUGGUCCUGGCGUAUUUCCUGUUUUACAUUUUAAAUUUCCAUAGCUUCUGACGGUCCAAAAUAUCCACAUAUUCAUAAAUAAUGUUAUUGAUAAAUAGCUGUUAAGUUCUGAUUGAAUCGCCUUGUUACAGAUAUGAAGUUGACAACAAGCAAGAAAUGUUCAUGGGCUAAUGACAUCUCAUGGAAAUGGUCUAUAAUUUUCAUUUAUGGGUAAACUAUCUCUUUAAGCAAGUAAAAUGAAAAUAAGAAACAGGGAAGUUGAUUUGUGGUGUUUAUUUUUUUAAAUAAAACCAUUUGAAAUGUUAA
Molecule: messenger RNA, 3646 nt
Organism: Danio aesculapii
Lineage: Eukaryota; Metazoa; Chordata; Actinopteri; Cypriniformes; Danionidae
Gene: tnfrsf11a
Product: tumor necrosis factor receptor superfamily, member 11a, NFKB activator
Exons: 10
Coding region: 170-1894 (574 amino acids)
Biological process (GO): lymph node development; ossification; multinuclear osteoclast differentiation
Cellular component (GO): external side of plasma membrane
Molecular function (GO): cytokine binding; tumor necrosis factor receptor activity
Source: RefSeq, a predicted model, not a curated record